AUGGACAAACCGAACUUCGGCGUUGUGGAGUUGUUCGAGGGCGGGCAACAUCGGCAGCAUACGGCAAUGAUGGUGAUGGCGAUGCUGGGCUUCUACUUUGAGCCAUCUCGUCACGAUAGGGACAGAUACGUGAGAGUCCACCCGCGUCACAUACGACCAGACAAACUGCACCACUUCGAGAAACUGCGUCCCGAUGCAACUUUGCCACUGCCAUACGAUUACCGAAGCGCGACACAUCCUGCCUGGCAGUUCUGGAGGCAGCUUGGCAGGACUGGGAUUUCGGCUGUGGCCACAUACAAGGACCAGGACCCUGACGGUUCCAUAAUGAAGUCCUUGGGACAUAACUCCAAGCUACUGUCAGAUCUCGACAUCGUAAAGAUCAACAGCGUUUACGGUGUCAAGUGCUUUCUUUAG
Parnassius apollo (apollo) is the source of this 414-nucleotide messenger RNA. Lineage: Eukaryota; Metazoa; Arthropoda; Insecta; Lepidoptera; Papilionidae. The record is from the annotation of a GenBank genome assembly.